Messenger RNA from Apaloderma vittatum (bar-tailed trogon), 2415 nucleotides. RefSeq names its product protein tyrosine phosphatase, receptor type, f polypeptide (PTPRF), interacting protein (liprin), alpha 1 (gene PPFIA1). NCBI's taxonomy places the organism in Eukaryota, Metazoa, Chordata, Aves, Trogoniformes, Trogonidae. Gene Ontology annotation, cellular component: presynaptic active zone. The annotation marks the transcript as partial. Gene Ontology annotation, biological process: synapse organization. The transcript has 18 exons. The record is from RefSeq and is a predicted model, not a curated record.
AUGAUAUUUGUGCUUAUAUUUCUGUCUGCUUUGUUUCAGGAAUUUGCAGCGCUUACGAAAGAGCUAAAUGUAUGCAGGGAGCAGCUGCUUGAAAGGGAAGAAGAAAUUGCUGAACUGAAAGCAGAAAGGAAUAAUACAAGGCUAUUACUGGAACAUUUGGAGUGUCUCGUCUCCAGGCACGAGCGAUCUCUCAGAAUGACCGUUGUAAAGAGACAAGCACAGUCUCCAGCAGGAGUUUCUAGUGAAGUAGAAGUUCUCAAAGCACUAAAAUCUUUAUUUGAACACCAUAAAGCCCUUGAUGAAAAGGUAAGGGAGAGGUUACGAGUAGCACUUGAAAGAUGUAGCUUAUUGGAAGAAGAACUAGGUACUACACAUAAGGAGUUAAUGAUUCUGAAAGAGCAAAAUAAUCAGAAGAAAACACUUCCAGAUGGGAUGCUGGAUAUAAAUCAUGAACAAGAAAACACACCAACCACAAAUGGGAAGCGAUCCUCUGAUGGUUCUUUAUGCCACGAUGAAAACCUGACUAAAGUGAUUGAACUCCAAGACAUCAUAGAUAAGCAAAACAAAGAGCAGACACAAAUGAAAGAGCGUCUUACUGCUUUGUCUAGCAGAGUAACAGAGCUGGAAGAAGAUCUUGACACAGCUAGAAAAGACUUAAUAAAAUCUGAAGAAAUGAAUACAAAGUUACAGAGAGAUGUAAGAGAGACUAUGGCCCAAAAGGAAGACAUGGAAGAGAGAAUCACAACUCUUGAGAAACGCUACCUCGCUGCACAACGUGAAGCUACAUCUGUGCAUGACCUCAAUGAUAAACUUGAAAAUGAAAUUGCCACUAAAGACUCCAUGCAUCGACAGAGUGAAGAUAAGAACAGGCAACUGCAGGAACGACUGGAACUAGCUGAGCAGAAGCUGCAGCAGACUUUGAGAAAAGCUGAAACUUUGCCGGAGGUGGAAGCGGAGCUGGCACAGAGAGUUGCAGCGCUUUCAAAGUCUGACCUUUUGUCUCCUGGGAGCUCUGCUGCUAAAGAUGCUAAAGUAUUGGAACUUACCACCAAGCUUAGGAAGGCUGAAGAGAGACAUGGCAAUAUAGAGGAACGACUGAGACAGAUGGAAGCACAGCUAGAAGAGAAGAAUCAAGAACUGCAAAGGGCUAGACAGAGAGAGAAGAUGAAUGAAGAGCAUAAUAAACGUUUGUCAGAAACGGUUGAUAAGCUUCUGUCGGAAUCUAAUGAAAGGCUCCAGCUUCAUCUCAAGGAAAGGAUGGCUGCCUUGGAAGAUAAGAAUUCACUUCUUCGAGAAAUUGAAAAUGCAAAAAAACAAGUAGAGGAACUUCAGCAUGAAAAGGAUCAACUUGUAUUAAAUGUUGAAACAUUAAGGGCUGAAAAUGACCAAGUGAGACUCAGAGCCACAUCACUUCAUCACAGCCGACCGGAUUUCAGAUACCCUUCGUCUGUGGCCGACAGUCACACAGAUUCCUAUGGCACCUCAGCAGUUUUAAGGCGUCCCCAGAAAGGGCGUUUGGCAGCUCUGAGAGAUGAACCGUCAAAGGUUCAAACUCUGAACGAGCAGGACUGGGAGCGAGCCCAGCAAGCGAGUGUUCUGGCGAACGUGGCACAAGCGUUUGAAAGCGAUGUCGAUGUGUCUGAUGUCGAGGACGACAGGGAGACUAUAUUCAGUUCAGUUGAUCUGCUGUCCCCAAGUGGUCAGGCUGAUGCUCAGACUUUGGCCAUGAUGCUUCAAGAGCAGUUGGAUGCAAUCAACAAAGAGAUUAGACUUAUACAAGAAGAAAAGGAAAACACAGAGCAGCGUGCGGAGGAGAUUGAAAGCAGAGUUGGUAGUGGAAGUUUGGAUGCCCAUGGCCGAUUCCGGUCCAUGAGCUCCCUUCCUCCUCCCUAUGCAAGUGGUUCACUUGCUGGGUCGUCCCCGCCUGGCAGUGGCCGCUCCACCCCACGGCGGAUUCCACAUAGUCCAGCUCGGGAGGUGGACAGACUGGGGAUCAUGACACUGUCCCCAGCUUCUAGAGAAGAGGUACGAGAUGAUAAAACCACAAUAAAAUGUGAGACAUCCCCACCUUCUUCACCUCGAUCUUUGCGUUUGGACAGAGUCCAAAAAGGAGCUUUGCAUACAGUGAGCCAUGAAGAUAUCAGGGACAUAAGAAAUUCGACAGGCUCGCAAGAUGGGCAAACCAGUAACCCGAGUAGCAGUAAUAGUAGCCAAGAUUCCCUUCAUAAAGCCCCCAAAAAGAAGGGGAUCAAAUCUUCUAUUGGCCGCUUGUUUGGCAAGAAAGAAAAGGGACGACCUGGACAAACAAGCAAGGAAGCAUUAGGGCAAGUUGGCGUGGCAGAAGGAGACGGUUCCUCUCAGGAUGCAUUGGGUCUCAGCAAACUUGGAGGUCAGGCAGAGAAAAACAGGAAAAUG